AUGACGGGGCCCCGGGAAGCCGCGGGGACGAGUCCGCGGGCUCCGCCGGCAGCCAGCCACCCUGAAGUAGAGCCAGCCCCGGCGACCGGCCGCAACCCCCACCGCGACCGCAUCACCCUGGAAAAAUACGCAGGCGGCCCUGCCCGCAGCCGGGGCCCAUGCGCAUCCGCCGCGAACCGGACACGGGACCCCCCCAAAAAGCCCCCCAGGCAAAAAGCGCGGCCCCACCCCACCAAGACCGAUGCCAACAGCGCGCAAUGCAACACACCGCGCACAGAAUCAACCCAAGAGCAGAAAAGCCGCCCGGCGCCCAACCGCAAGAAGAGCAGACCGCAGCCGGCGCAACCACCCCCCCCAGCAGCCCAAGGGGCAGCACAAAGCCAGAGCGGAGCGAACCACGCCGCUCCCCCACCGGACGAAGCCAGAGCAGCACAGCCACGUCCGCCGCCCCCUCCCCGCUGCCGGCACCAGGCCCUGACACAUGGCCGGAGCAGCUCCGCCGCCCCGGCCCCCCCGACGCGCGCCGGCCAGAGCCAACCCAACCCCCACCCGCCCCGCAGCCACACCCGCUGCGAUCAGCGGGAACAAAGCAGCUCCACCAUGCCUCCAAGAGGGAAAUCCCACCCGAAUACCCAAUCAGCGCAGCCAGCCCAUCCACACCGGCCCCCCAACACCCCCCCCGCCGGAGCCGCCUGGACCCCCACACACCAGCGGCGCGCCGCCAGCAGGACCCCCACCCAACGGGCCUGCCCGCCCCCCGAGAAAACAGACAUGCCAAUCCCCCCCCCCCCAAAAAAAAACCAUGCCAAGCAGAAAAAAGCCCCCACAAUGCGACAGUGGACACCAGACACCGACCCGCCCGCAACCGCUCCCCCCCACCGAGAAAAAAUAAAAAACUAA
Messenger RNA from Cyprinodon variegatus (sheepshead minnow), 900 nucleotides. Its product is annotated as basic salivary proline-rich protein 4-like. The record is from RefSeq and is a predicted model, not a curated record. NCBI's taxonomy places the organism in Eukaryota, Metazoa, Chordata, Actinopteri, Cyprinodontiformes, Cyprinodontidae. The transcript is spliced from 2 exons. Bases 1 to 900 code for a protein of 299 amino acids.